AUGGCCGAACGCGACGACGAGCUCCCUCCAAGCAAGCUCGGUACCAAGGAACACUGGGAUAUGGUGUACGAGCGCGAGAAUCGCGUGUUCGACGACGUUGGCGACGAGGGCGAGGUGUGGUUCGGCGACGACGCCGUCACCAAGAUGCGUGCCUGGGCACACGAGAACCUCCCUUCCUCUCCCACCCCUCUCCGCGUCCUCGAAUGCGGCUCAGGCAACGGCACCCUCCUCCUCUCCUUCCUAACCUGGCCCGGUCCCGACCCUCAACCAUUCCACCUCACCGGUCUUGACUACUCGUCUGGAGCCGUCCAACUUGGCGCGAGCGUUGAAUCAUCCCGCCGCGCAGCCAUCAAGGAGGAAGACGAGGACGUGCUGGACCCCGAGGACGUGAUCAACCCGACCACGUGUGAAUGGCGCGUCGCCGACCUCCUCCGUGACGAUAUUCCCGAAGAAUGGGACCUCGUCAUGGAUAAAGGUACUUUCGAUGCGCUUGCCCUCAGUCAAGAGCUCGUUGAGGAGAAGGGAGGACGGUUGCCCAGUAGAGUGUACCCCGAGCAAGUAGCCAAGCUGGUCAAGCCCGGAGGGUUCUUCCUCAUCACGAGCUGUAACUUUACCGAGGAGGAGGUGAAGCGCCGCUUUGGCGUGCCUGGACUAGGCCUUAGGUUCCACUCGAGUGUGCCGCACCCGUCUUUCUCGUUCGGCGGCAAGACCGGCCAGACAGUGUGCACUGUCGCGUUCCAGAAGGACGCUUCCUCCGACACCGCGCCCUCCAUCGGACCCCUCCACGCUUGCGUAGACUGCGGCGGGACGAAAACCGAGGUGGUCCUCGCGGACGCGGGCGGCGUGGUGGCACGCGCGCUCGGCCCGACUUCAAACCUGGCCGAGGUGGGACUGCAGCGCUCCACCGAGAUCAUCGUCGAGACUGUACUCAAGACGGUCGCCAAAGUCACUGGUAUGCCCGCUCCAGAACCCACUCCAACGUUCGGAGCGUUCCCCUCCUGUCCGAUCUCCUUUGCAUCCACCUGGCUAGGCAUCUCGGGUUGCGACACGCCUCUGGACGAGUCGCGUGUCUCUCAGGCUCUUGCGCCCUUCUUCGGCUCACCUCCGGUGGUGCACAACGACGCGCUCCUCCUCGGCGGCGCCCUUCUCACCCACAAGGUGCCCUGGGGCAUCGCGCUAAUCGCGGGCACCGGAAGUGUCGCUGUCGCCCUGGAAGUCAAGGACGGCUUGGUAACGCAAGCGGCCCGGAGGGGAGGACACGGUUACCUCCUUGGCGACGACGGGAGUGCAUGGGACGUAGGGCGGUGGGCGUGUCGCGUCGUGGUCGACGCGUUUGAUGCGGGCGAGGAGGAGGGUGAACUUGCUGCGACUAUCAGGAACCACUUUGACAUCAAGUCCACCCCCGAAGUUCUGGGUAAAGUACACGAACUGGGGCCGGGCACUCCGAUUGAAUCGACCAACGCAGCAAAGUUGAGGGUCACGUCUCUCGCUCGACCGGUACUGGAAGCGCUGGCCAAAGAGGACCCACUCGCUGAGAAGGCUGUAAGGCUCGCCAUUGCCCCUCUGGCUAUGAGCGCUGUGCAGCUCGUACAUCAGAUGUACCGGCUCCGGGGGGACAAGUUGAGUGCGACGGGUAAGGCUUCAGCCCCGAUGCUCGUUUGCGGAGGCGGAUGUCUCCGACAGCCGCAUUACCGCGCCUUGUUGUUGGAGAUUUGUUGGCGUGAAGGGGUCACGUUUAAGGAGAUUGUGGUUGUUGAGGACGUUGCGGGGGAAGCUGUCAUGGGUCUCGUAGAGAAGGCGUCGUAG
Molecule: messenger RNA, 1806 nt
Organism: Cutaneotrichosporon cavernicola
Lineage: Eukaryota; Fungi; Basidiomycota; Tremellomycetes; Trichosporonales; Trichosporonaceae
Gene: EFM4
Exons: 4
Coding region: 1-1806 (601 amino acids)
Cellular component (GO): cytoplasm
Molecular function (GO): protein-lysine N-methyltransferase activity
Source: RefSeq, a predicted model, not a curated record